UGAAAUAACCCACAGUUUGUUAGUAGCUCAGUAACUUUUGAAAGAAGAGGGUCAAAAUGCAACGCCUGUACAAAUGUAUUUUGAUAAUGUUGUGUUGUCUACUUCACGAAAUUCGCUCAAAUGAUAAUGAUGAAGUUGUUUCAUGCUCCACGAGCGAAAUCGAGGAUGGCGUUUGUGUUUCUCCGCAUCUCUGUAACGAUGGCUCUCUUAAUACGGAUGGUAAGGGGUUAGUGGAUUUGCGGUUCGGCGAUAUUUGUGAGGAUUAUUUGAAAAAGUGUUGUACAAAAAGAACGCGUUGCGCAGAUGACAACGGACUGUGCAUUCCUGAAGCCAACUGUGGAGUGAAUUUGAAUGAUGCUAAUUAUACACAGUUUAAACAAUACUCCAAUGACUGCAUUUCGAGUGAUUACAAAUGUUGCCCGCAUAAGUAUGUUGAUAAGAAAAAACCACCUGCAGCUGUGCUGCCAACUAAAGCGGAAGAUGGAUGUAAUACAGUCGGUGGUCGUUGUGUUCCGCAGAAUCAAUGUUCGUCAAAGAUGUCAAUCAAUAUUCGAAUAUCACCUUGCGAAUCUGAUGGUUAUGUAUGUUGUACCGUUGAAGAUUCUAAUACAAACGAUAUAUCAACCAGUGGGAAGGUAUGCGUCAAUGGUUUGGGUAAAUGUACACUCACAUCUAACUGUAACGGCACACAGAUAAAAGACUCGAAAAAUGAAUGUGAAGGUUUAGUCUGUUGCCAAAGUAUUGAACCUUAUUCGGCUGAAUCUGAGAUAACUAAAACUCCGCCAACUGAGAUUCCGCCAACUGAGAUGCCCGCAUCUUCAUCGACAUGUCCCGACAACGGAGGAAUAUGUCGUUCAGAGGAAAAUUGCGUUAGAAAAACAGAUGAACCAUUCGAAGAUUGUGAAGAAACGCAAGUUUGCUGUCUAGAGAAAAAACCAACUCCGGACUACGAAGCAAGAGCUUGUGGUUACCGCAAUAUGGGUGGUAUUCACUUUAGCAUUACUGGCGAUGAGGAUGGCGAAUCUCAAUAUGGCGAAUUUCCAUGGACUGUGGCAAUUUUUGACGACAUGAAAUUUGAGAAAAAAUUCAUAUGUGGUGGAGCUCUCAUUGACCCCGGCGUAGUUCUAACGACGGCUGAUUGUUUGAAAUCUUACAGAAACAAACCUGAGAAGCUGAUUGUUCGAGCUGGCGAAUGGGACAUGCGGUCAUUAAGUGAGCCUGAACCUUAUGAGGAACGUACGGUUCAACUAUUAAAAAUACAUCCUGACUUCAAACCAACCUCGUUGGUGAACAACAUUGGUCUUAUGUUUUUGACAGAUGGGUUCGAUUUCAAAAACACGAUAGAAUCUAUUUGUUUGCCGCCGGAAGACUUGGAAAUUGAUAACGGAUAUGUUACAGCUACAGGAUGGGGAGUAACGCCUACUAAUCGAAAUGACUCGCAAAAAAUCCUAAAAAAGCUUGAGUUAUCGUAUAAAGAACAUUUGGAGUGUGAACGCAUUUUGCGUAGUGUCUUAAGAAACUCCCAGUUUAGACUUCAUGAUAGUUUCCUGUGCGCCGGUGGAGAACCCAUGGUUGAUACCUGUCGAGGAGACGCAGGUUCGCCAGUUAUAUUUCCCGUUCCAGAUGAUUUCAAUGACAGAUACUAUCUCGUCGGGAUGGUCUCUUGGGGUAUUGGUUGCGGACGUCAAGGAGUGCCAGCGGCCUAUACCGCGGUUGCAAAAUUUAGAAACUGGAUUGAUGCACAGAUGGAGGAACAACAGCUUCGCGAUUCCUAUUAUUUUUAUCAAAAAGAAGAAGCAAAAUGAUGAUGAACUAAUAGUAAAAACUAUUGAAACAUA
Molecule: messenger RNA, 1838 nt
Organism: Wyeomyia smithii (pitcher-plant mosquito)
Lineage: Eukaryota; Metazoa; Arthropoda; Insecta; Diptera; Culicidae
Product: phenoloxidase-activating factor 2-like
Exons: 5
Coding region: 57-1805 (582 amino acids)
Biological process (GO): proteolysis
Molecular function (GO): serine-type endopeptidase activity
Source: RefSeq, a predicted model, not a curated record